UAUACAACUUUGUUAAACAAUUUUGGCAUAGUGAAGCAGACGAAGCGUUACUAGCCACCCAAAUCCUAAGAGAAUGUCGCUGUUUUCUCUGACCUCCUCCUAUUUCUCAACUUCACCACUUCCGGAUUUUCCUGCGAAGGUUAACAACUUUCCAUUCCCAACCACUUCAGCUCCGGUUUCUACUCUCAACUUCUCCCCAUUUUCUAAGAGAUUGUUGGGAAAUGGGAUUUGGGUUUCUCAGAGAAACAAAUUUCAUGCAAAAUCUACUGACGCAGAACCCAAUACCAGCGAGCCAUCCACCCAAUCUUCCCUGGGAAAUGUUACAGUUUCCAGUAGUGGUGGCAACUCAUCGACCAGUUUUUUGUCCAUUCUUUGUCCCCUGCUCAAGCUCUUCUCUGGAGGAGAUCCUUCUCGAGAACGGAAUUAUAGUUUGGAGGUCGCAACAUCUUUAAUGUCCACCUUGGCAAGACUUCCAUGGGGAUCAAAUGCACUAUCCGAGAGUUCGCACAGCCAAGAGAUCCCCACUUUAGAUCCUCCUAUGAAUUUGCAACUCUUUGAAUUUGAGGCAUGCCCCUUUUGCCGGAGGGUUCGAGAGGCCAUGACUGAGCUAGAUCUUUCUGUAGAGGUCUAUCCCUGUCCAAAAGGCUCUGUUAGACAUAGAGAGAUGGUUAGAACAUCCGGUGGCAAAGAGCAGUAUGUAAUUCUUUCUGCCAGGUUUCCUUUCCUCAUUGAUGUGAAUACUGGUAUUUCAUUGUAUGAAAGUGGUGACAUUGUGAAUUACCUUUUUCAGCAAUAUGGUAAAGGGAGAAGCCUGUCGACAGGACUUUUGGAAAGCACAUUUUUCACAGGAUGGAUGCCAACAAUUCUCAGAGCAGGUAGAGGAAUGACAUUGUGGGAAAAGGCCAGACAAGACCCACCACCCAAAAAGUUGGAACUUUUCUCAUAUGAAAACAAUCCGUAUGCACGAAUUGUGCGUGAGGCACUGUGUGAGUUGGAGCUUCCUUACAUCCUCCAUAAUGUUGGAGAAGGUUCUCGGCGGGCACAGAUACUUCUUGAUGUAUCUGGAUCCAAAGAGGUUCCUUACUUUAUUGAUCCUAACACUGGUGCUCGAUUUGGUGACUACAAGAAGAUCUUGUCUUAUUUGUUCCAAACAUAUUCAGCAGCCACUGUGUAGUUCCAACUUCUGUUGCUAAAUUCUGUGUAUAGCUUUCUUUGUUUGUUUGGGGUAUGCCCGUCCCUGUAUUCUUUUUUUCAGGGUAAUGUAUUAAUUCUUCCCCCAAAAAUAAAAAUAAAAAAGGAAAAGAAAAUUUAUC
Molecule: messenger RNA, 1313 nt
Organism: Corylus avellana
Lineage: Eukaryota; Viridiplantae; Streptophyta; Magnoliopsida; Fagales; Betulaceae
Source: RefSeq, a predicted model, not a curated record